Messenger RNA from Acanthosepion pharaonis, 1077 nucleotides. NCBI's taxonomy places the organism in Eukaryota, Metazoa, Mollusca, Cephalopoda, Sepiida, Sepiidae. The record is from the annotation of a GenBank genome assembly.
AUGUUGUUUCUCUCUCCCCGCCUCCGUCCACUAGUUUCUCUUUCCAUUUUCUUCAAAUUUUUCCCAACUCUUUGUUUUGUGUGCUUCUCUUUUCCGCCAAACUACUCACACAUACACAUUCACUUUUAUUUUCUCUCUUAUUGUUUUUUUUCUUCUCUCUCCGCCCACUCCAAAAAAAACAAACUAUUUACUGUUGCUUCCUCUUUCCCUGAAAAUUUCAUUCACGAAUUUUCUUUCAUUCCGUCCUUCUAUUCUUCUUCUUCUUUUUUUUUGUUAUUGUUGUCUUUCUUUUUUUCAAUCCUGCGUCUCGUUAUUCCUUUUAUCCUUUUUCCUAAUCUUCCUUUCUCACUCUCUUUAUUCUCUUCUUUCUUUUAUUUCCUUCUGUCUUUUUCUUCUCUUUUUAUUCGUUUUCCUCAUUUUUUUCUUUCUCUUAUUCUGUACUCUUCUUUCGUUUUCUUUUUUUUUCUCUUUCUUUUUUGUCUUUUUUUUCAUCUUUCCCUGUCUUUUUUUUCAUCUUUCCCUGUCUUUUUUUUCAUCUUUCCCUGUCUUUUUUUUCAUCUUUCCCUGUCUUUUUUUUCAUCUUUCCCUGUCUUUUUUUUCAUCUUUCCCUGUCUUUUUUUUCAUCUUUCCCUGUCUUUUUUUUCAUCUUUCCCUGUCUUUUUUUCCUUUUUUGUUUGUUUUCCUUCUUUUUCUUUCUUUCUUUUCAUCUUUUUCGUCUUUUUUUUCUGUCUUCGUAUCUACAUUGUCCUUUUCUUCGUCUUUUUCCAUUCUUUCUUCUUUCUUACACAUUUUUCCCCUUUUCUUCAUCUUUUUUUACUUCCUCAUUAUCUGUUUAUUUUUUUCCUUUUCUUGUACUCUUUUCUCUUUUCCUUUCAGCUUUCGCCUUUUCCUUUUUCCUUUUCCACUACCUUCAUAUUUACCAUCGUUUCUCCUUCACCGAACAUUUUUCAUUUUUAUAUUCCUUCCAUUGCUUAUCUUAAUCAUUUUUCCUAUCUUGUACCCCACCUCCUCUGUUCUCUUUUUCUAGCUCUCACCAUUUCUCUCUCCCCACCUCUUAAUCGACCUACCCCUACUUAA